CCGGCGCUAGUGUUUUAAAAAAAAAAUUGACUCGACGUCUGAAUUAUUUUUCAAUAAUUAAUAAAAAAUAAAGUUAUUAAUAAGUAAAUAAAUAAAUAAUUUAAAUAAUUAAUCGUUAAAUUAAAAAUGUGAAGAAUAAAAACGUAAUAAUAUUAAUAAAAUAUAAACAAAUAUAAAAUUAAUAUAAUCUGACAUAAAAAAUAGCUGAUCGAUUUGACAGAAAUAAAAUAAUGAUGGUUGCGCUCUUAUCAAGGUGAUUUAUGAACUUCAUCAUGCUGGAUUUAUGUUAUCUCCAGGCUCAGUUAUGGAGGAUAGCUUGAGCGUUAAGUCACUGGAAUCGGUAGCAACGAGCGACGAGUACGAAUUUGUUAAUGAAAAAGAUUCUAAAUCAUCAUCUAGUCCCAUUGUCGAGCCUCCGAUGCUCAAGAUUCCAAAUAAUGGAAAUUUAGAAGAUCUACAGAACAAUUUGCGUGAGGUGCUGACAGAAGAAAAAAUGGAGAGUCCAGAAUCUCAAUUGAUAACGACCCAGGUGACAAAAGUAGGGCAGAGUAAAUUUUACGAUGCGCUGCCUGAAAAAACAGACGAAAUGAAACCAGAGGACUACGAGGAGUCGAUAGAUGAGAGGAAUGAAGACUGUACGGUCUUCAGCGGCGUUACCUAUCUCGGUGCCGCAGCAAUAAACGCUCCCAAGUCAGAGGCCGAGAUCCAGCGCAACAUGGCAAUUUUAUCAGCAGAACUGACCCAGAGUCUAGAGAUAAAAGUUUCAGUUUCAAUCCCCAGCAGCUCGUCCGGCUCCGUGGUGCUGCGGGAUGCAACAACUCAUCAGUCGAUGGCCUCCUACGAGGUCCAGCGAAUUCUAUUCUACGUCCGCGGUGACUGCACUGGACCCUGCGCCGCCUGCUUCGCCUUCACUUGGUCCCACGGGGACACUCUGGAGUCCGCGAUAUUCCAGUGCCACGUGUUCCGGUGCGACAUUCCUGAGGCCGUUGGCCAGGUGUCCUCUUGCUUCGCAAAAGCUUUUCAACGGAUCCCCAAGUCUCUGACGAGUUCAUUGACACCCAGCGACUUCACAGGACUGGGGAGCGAGAAAACAAACUCCCGGGUCUUCAUCUUCGAGGUGACCAUGGAGCUGAAGGAAGAGGACGGCCGGGGCUACCACACGGUCCCCAAAGACCGGAGCUGCUUCAAGCUCCGCAGCAACGUCUUCAAGCAGGUUUGCUUGAGUAUCCAGCAGGUGGCCAGCAAAGAGGGCGGGGUAAUUCUCGAAGUCGAGCGUUGCUUCGGUGUCCUGGUGAGUCCAGGUCGUAAUGUCCGUCACAGUGACAUGCGACUGCUGGAGAUGCAGAGCAACACUCAGUCACUUGGUGACCGCCAGUGCUACAACAUCUCCGGGCGAUGGGACCCAGUUGACCCUGCACUGGCUGCCCUCAACACGGAGACCCGGGAGGGAAAAAUAAACAUGACCGUCGCCGUGGAUCUGGUGAUCAGAAGGAUCCGGGAGCCAGUUCGAUUCGUUAUCGAGACAGCUGUCAAAGUUUAUCCCCAGAACGAGAGGUUCUGGUACCUGAGUCGCAAGAACCUGGUGCAGCAGUUCCAGCUCACGUCGAGGGAAGUACCCGGUGACCUGGAGAUGCACUACGAGGUGCUGAGUAUUGAAACCUCCGGGGAAUUGGACCGGAAUCGGCUGAACCUGGCACUGAAUCUCGCCUCGCUGAUCAGGUCAUCCUCGCUGACGAGCAUCGACACCCUGACCCCUAAAGAGGACGCGGACUCUGAUGGAGACGAGCCGAUGCUCAGUGGAACUGGUGAAGUAUCAAAGGACUGCUCGGCAGAUGAGCUGGCGAGCUGGAGCGAGGUCCUGGACUCCUGGCAGGGAAAGCAUCGGCCGAAGCUUCUGGUAAAGUUGACCCGGGCGGGAAUCCCCGAGGCACUGAGAGGAGAAGUCUGGCAGAGACUCAGCUGCUGCGAUAAUUCCCAGGAGAUGAUGGACAAGUACCGAGUCCUGAUCACCAAAGAGAGCGCUUGCGAGAGUGUGAUACUAAGAGACAUAAAUCGGACCUUCCCAGCUCAUGAUUUUUUUAAAGAGACCGGGGGACUGGGUCAGGACUCGCUCUACAGGAUCAGCAAAGCCUACGCGGUCUUUGAUGAGGAGGUCGGAUACUGUCAGGGUCUGAGCUUCCUGGUGGCGAGUCUGUUGCUUCAUAUGCCCGAGGAGCAGGCGUUCUGUGUCCUGGUGAAGCUGAUGUACGACUACGGACUGAGAGAUUUGUACAAAGAUCGGUUCGACAAUCUCCACAUGAGAUUCUAUCAACUGAACCGGCUGAUGGAGGACCAGUUGCCGGAGCUCUACAAGCAUUUUUGCGAUAGGGGAGUUGAGACCCACAUGUUCGCGGCCCAGUGGUUCCUGACACUUUUCACCGCGAGAUUUCCGCUUUAUUUGGUUUUUCAUAUUCUUGAUGUCUUCUUGCUACAAGGACUGGAUACACUUUUUCAAGUCGCCCUUGCUUUACUUAUGAUGAGUAAAAAAGAACUUCUUCAACUCGAUUUUGAAAGCAUAUUAAAAUACUUCAGAGUUCAUUUACCAAAACGCUGCCGAAAUGAAGAAGUAUCGCGAUAUGUUAUGAAGUUGGCUUGCUCAGUAACGCUAAAAAAAUUAAAUAAAUAUGAAGCUGAGUUCAUGACACUUAAAGAGGCUCAAGAAAACGCGGACGAGUACAGUAAUGAGGUGGAGCAAUUGCGCGGCGCCGUUGCGAGAACCGAAGAAGAAAAACAGCGGCUGGAAAUUGAGUUGAUUCAAAUAAAAGAGAUGCUGCAGCGCGAAGUUUCACGAGCUGACGCCGAAAGUCGGAGAAAUGUUAUUAUUAUUAAUGAAUAUAAACAAAUAUGUCAGCGUUUGGAAGACGAUUAUAAUGCCGCCAAGACUGCAUUAAGUGACUUGAGGAAUAAAAUAUCAAGUUGCCCGAAUUGUCGGACGACAGUAAUGGAGUCAUCGCACGUGUUUGCUGAUAUAUCGCAUCCACUAGAAAAUCGUCCAGAUCCGAUGCUGCAUCGCACGCAGGAACGAGUCCGGGAAUUGGAAUUAGAAUUAGCUCAGACAAAAUUAGCACAUGUUGAGGCUGAAUGUCGGAAUCAGGAUUUAACGCAUCAAUUACACGCAGCAUCUUCAGAGCUUCAAGCGGCUAGAAAUUCAUGGCCAUGGCUCAGUAAAACUCUGUCAACAAUAAAAGAAGCUGCAAAUAAACGGGACACAAUAAAUUCAACUAUUUCGCGACGCGAUUCGGCGCCCGGUGGAGAAAUGCGUCACGUUAUUCACUCUCAGUCACGCGACAGCAUCAAAGAGGCUGUUUAAUUUCGUAAAAUAUAUAUCUAUAUAUAUAAGAUGAUUAUUAUUAUUUUUCUUAAAUUUUUUUAAAAUUGGCUGUGCGUUGAAAAAUUUUUUUCGUACUCUUUAUUAUUUUUUUUUACUUGAGAUUUUUAAUUAAACGUAAUUAUUAUUAACUAAUUAUUUAAGUUGCCAUAAAAAAACGACGUAAUUAAUUUUUUUUAUUGCCAUGGCGGAAAAUUUUUUUUUU
Microplitis mediator is the source of this 3572-nucleotide messenger RNA. It is a transcript of the gene GAPcenA, whose product is annotated as rab GTPase-activating protein 1-like. Bases 284 to 3349 code for a protein of 1021 amino acids. NCBI's taxonomy places the organism in Eukaryota, Metazoa, Arthropoda, Insecta, Hymenoptera, Braconidae. The transcript is spliced from 8 exons. The record is from RefSeq and is a predicted model, not a curated record.